Cynoglossus semilaevis (tongue sole) is the source of this 3307-nucleotide messenger RNA. RefSeq names its product synapse differentiation inducing 1 (gene syndig1). The transcript has 3 exons. The record is from RefSeq and is a predicted model, not a curated record. Gene Ontology annotation, biological process: synaptic vesicle clustering; positive regulation of synapse assembly. The coding region runs from base 1007 to 1804 and encodes 265 amino acids. Gene Ontology annotation, cellular component: synaptic vesicle membrane; excitatory synapse; intracellular membrane-bounded organelle. NCBI's taxonomy places the organism in Eukaryota, Metazoa, Chordata, Actinopteri, Pleuronectiformes, Cynoglossidae.
UGUGUGUACGUUUGUGUGUUUGAGUGUGUGAGCGUGUGUGUGUGUGUGUGUGUGAACGGGGUCUGUUUUCAUUUCUGUCACUGCAGAGUUUUUACAUCCCACAUAAAGGAAAAUAAAACAAAUUACUAUUAUGCAACUCAUAUAUAAACACGUAACAAUUACAAUACAAAAUAACAAUUCUAUUCAUUUCCUGGAUUGUUAACAUGUACAGUGGUCACAGCUUCUUAUUUCUGACACUUUGUCUUUUGUAAUGAAUUAGAGCCCAAGUUCUAACGACAACACACCAAACAGGCUCAAACCAGAACAUGCAAAAAAAAGAAGCUUUUCCACAUUUGGAUGGAUGGAUGGAUGGAUGGAUGGAUGGGUGUCUUUUCAACCCAACAUCAAGGCAUGGGACAGAAUACACCUACAACAGCAUCAAAUUCAAAUUCAAAUUGAACAAAGUCAUAUAACCGUGUGAAUAUGUUUUCACAUACAUUUUUAGAUAUCUCUCUUCCACAUUGGUUGCGCAUUAGGUGAAAAAUAUAUUGGCGCCAUCCUCUCCAUCCAGGAGGAUUUGGCCACUGCAGGUUGAAACACUUUGAGGAGACGAAUGUUUUUAUAUUCACAUCAAAGUCACACGAAAAUUGACUUUUUCCUGUGCAACAAUUUGAUCAUUUUUCAAGUGUUUAAGUGUUAUUUACGUUUCAGUAAGCAUCAUUCUGUUAUUAAUAGUUGACACAUUGUAUUUAAAGGGAAACUCUGUGGUCACCAUGACAACAGCAGAAUCCAGAACCUGACCACUUCCUGUUUUCAAAGAACCAAGGUUACACUAGCAUCUGUCACUGUGAUACUGGUGGACUCUAAUAAAAAGUAUAGAGUUCUAAAUGAUGAUGUCAUUGGUGACAUCAUGGUCGGUCAGUGUUGUUUCUUCCUGUUAAGGUGUGAAUCUUAACAUCCACAAAACAUUUUUUUUCCAUUUGCAUUCACUCUCUGAUCUUCGACAGACACCUCUGAAGGAGAGGGGAUGGAAGGGAGAGAAAAGGAGGCCGACACCUCGCUGAGGGGAGGAGGUUGGGCCAGGGUCUGCAGACAUAAUGGACUGAUAAACACCCGUGGCAUGGAGGCAGAGCCUCAUGAGGAUUGGCAGACCAUCUACUCCGCUCCUCAGUAUCAGGGUCAUGUGGUGGCAAACACUGUCGUCCCUGCACCUCCUCAGCUCCUGAACCCCAGUGCUCUCCUCCAGCACCAGACAGCAGCAGUGGCAGACUCCUACCUUAGACCCACUCCCGGCCUCCUUCUGUCCCCAGAGACCGUCCUGCGAGCCUGGGGUGACACGGGGGGAGGAGAAUGCUGCGAGACCACGUUCAUUGAGGGGCUCUGCCCUGACCCCGCCCUGUCCUGCUCCACCACCAAGGAGCUGCUGUACUUCGCUGAUGGGAGGAGUCUGGACUGUUAUGAAGAGGAUGCAAGGAUUCACACAGUGUCGUAUGACAUUGAUGAUGAAGAUGAGUUCCAUGAAAUAGAGAGUGAUUACUCCUCUCAGUCAGACAGUGAUGACACCUUCCUGUUGACACCUCCCAGAGAUCACCUGGGCAUCAGUGUCUUCUCCAUGCUUUGCUGCUUCUGGCCACUUGGCAUCGCUGCAUUCUACCUGUCACACGAGACCAAUAAGGCGGUCUCUAAGGGAGACUUCCACCUGGCCAGCUCCAGCUCUAGGCGAGCUCUGUUCCUGGCUGUGCUGUCAAUCACCAUUGGGACAGGUAUCUAUGUGGGCGUGGCCGUUGCACUCAUCGCCUACCUCUCCAAGAACCAACACUGGUGAAGAGGAAAACUACCCAUCUACCCCUUUGUUCUACACCCUGUUGGCAAAGGAUUUAAGAGAUGAGGUUUUUAGAGGGACGGUUGACACCCCCCCCCACAAAUGCUUGAAACCAAUCAGAGCCCAGGAUGUGUUUGAAGAAACUGUGGAACAGAACUACAAACAGAACUCGGUGGUCUUGGCGUUUUAAUGAAGGACAAAGAUGAGAGUUUGAGUUCAAUCUCAGAGAACCCUUUCAUUCUCCUUUCGACAGUAAAGGCGCUCAGAAAUCAUCUAGUUAUGUCUGAGGAUGUUAGCAGCACUAGAAUUAGCUUAAAGUUAGACCAGUAUUCCCGAGAUUUAAGAUUGUUUCAGUCUGCUGUGAGCAGCAGCAGCAUCAGCAGCAGCAGGACUGGUCUAUUGCACAGACUCACAGCAUUUCAUUUAUCUAAUUCAGUCAACAAGAGCAGAAUGUAUAAAAUAGAUUCCAUUUUCACAACUCAGGCGAACCGAGUUCAUGAAAGGAAGUAGGCGUGACCUGCUGACCACCGCCUGAUUCUGAUUUGUCGGACUGUGACGUUUUAUUUCCUGUAGUUUUUAGGUUAUUUUGCCAAAAAUGUAGUGUUGUGAAGAAGCAGAAUUUUAUCAGUGUAAUAUUUACAUCACACUCACUUUAUUAGCCUGCUAGAGUUGGGGUUCAUCACUGAUGACGAGGUUAAGGGUCAGAACAGGUUUGGAAAGUAGUUGAUUACUAAUAUCAAAGUAAGGCUCAGAAAGGGUCAAAGGUCAUAGGGUUUGGAACAUGGUCAAACAUCAGGACAGGGACGAGAACAUGCUUCUGGUCAGUAUCUCGUCUCAAGAAUAGUUAGAGACACUUGGUCACUUUCGGCAGCUUAUACAAAUUCCAUGGACUGAAGGGCUGCCACAUUUUUGUCAACACAAAGACAGGAUUGUGAUGACGUCAUCAACAUCUCUGACGAUGUUGCUGACACCCGGAUAAGACUGUGAUGAUGAUCAUCCACGUCUGUUCUCUCCACAAGCCAAACUAAGAGAAAUCUUCAGUUUUUUUUAAAGACUGCUGUAGAACAAAGAGACGCAUGUCCACACCACAGGACGUCCACCAAGUCACAACAAUAAACACCUGUGACCAUAGGGAUGAGGUCACGGAAAUGACAUCACAAAGUUGUGACGAAACUCUCUCAUCUUAAAGAACACAAGACUAAUGACACACUGCAAAUCCUCAGAGUCUCAUAUUCCUGUUACAGAGGUGUAUGUGAAGUGAAGUAAUGAGAGAAAUCUGCAGCACACAGGAAGAAAUCAGGAUUAAAAAAAUAGUCCAUUUUAUUCUAAUGACAUAAGUUCAUUAUAAAAAGAACGUUAAUUCUAAUUUUAAAAUAUUUUUUCUUGUAUUGUUUUGUGAAUAUUUGAUGAGUUUAUUUACUGUUUUGAGCCUGUUUUAUUGUGUGUAUUUCUGAAAACUAUUUGAUUUGUGUUAUGAAUAUUGGUUGUUGAUUCCCUGUGGGGUUU